GGGUACCCCUCGGGCUGUCCCUUGGUGAGGUCCAGGUGGGCGUGGGUCUGGGGGUUGCCGCUGGGCAACUGGAAGGAAGCUGGCUGGACUCGCCUAAAGCAGCGGGGGAGGAGGGGGUCCCAUAGGGGGAUUUCCAGUGGGUGGGGUGGGGACAGUGCAAGUUCCUGGAGCCUGUUGCACCCCUUUAGGGCUGCAGCCCCCCCAGCCCCGCAGCUCUCUCCCUGCUCUGAGGAAGCUGCCCUGAUUUCCCUGUCCCUGAGCCAGUCUGGGACGGCCCCGCCCCCCCCAGGCCAGGCCCCAGUGGGCCAGCUCCUGCCUCCUGCUUCUGGCUUCAGUUGACUCAUUUCCCCCGGGAAACUUUCCUAAAGCGGGACAGGGCAUCAGGGCUCCUCAGCCCCAGGCCUGAGCGCGGUGGGCAGGGCCGGGGCAGGAGGGAGCAGCUACCGCGGGGCAGGCCUGUUACCCUGAGGCAGCGCCUGCCCGGGAGGGACCCUUUCAGUGUGCGACCCCAAGUGAAAUUCUUUCUCCCCUGAGCCCCCACCAGCCGUCUCCACGUUGAUGGUGUCGGAAGCCGGGUAGAAAAGCUGGUGUAUGGGCUGGAUUAGUCACAGGGAGGGGGCCGGAGACCUGGGACAGGAGUGAGUACUGCAGCCGCCCACGCCCACACGAGGGCCCGCUCUUCCUCCUGCUGCCAGACUGGGGCGUGGCUGUGUCCCCAGCUGAGCACUGAGCACGGGUGGCCUUGGGGGACGUGCUGGAGCCUUCGUGGAGGGGGUGGGGUGGGGCGGGCAGUUAUUCUCGGAGGAGGCCUCAGCCGGGUAGAGUUUCAGGUUGUUUAUGCCUCUCGGAGGCACCUGGGGGCAGGGGUGCUCAGCUCAGCUCCGCUCCUCGCUGACAGCUUGGCCGGCCAAGAGACACCUCCGAUUUCCCUGUCCCGCGGCGGGGGUGGGGGGUGGGGUGCGGGGGUGGGCCCUGCAGUCCCCGGCAGACCAGGGGUCUGGAGCUUUCUCCAGGCUGUUCUGGAGGAGGGGGCACAGUGGUCCUCAGCCAGCCCUGGGUGGGCAGUGUGCCAGCCUGAGCACAGGAGGGGCAGUUCACAGCCGAUGCUGGCCUGAGGCCUGCCUGGCUGUUCUCGGCAGCUCCGUGCUAUUAAUACCAGGCCAGCGCACAGCCCCCCGCCGGGUGAUCCUCUUAUGCCCGUAGCCUCGGCCGCUGAGGCCGGCGGUGAGUGCUGUUGCUCCGGCCCGGGCUCCUGGGGCCUCUCACCUGUUGGCCCCCCGCCUCCCAGGGGACAGCCUCUGCCAGCCAGGGCCUGGACCCCACUUCAGCUCCUCACCUGCUGUGCUGCCCACCCAUGGAGGAGCAGUUCAGGGGGCUCCUGAGCUGUCCUGGGGGGCUGCCAGGGGUCUAAGAGGCAGUGCGGCGAUGCCCGGCACACACCUGGGAUCGCCCUGCUGUCCCGGUUCCCCCUGUGUCCUGGCCAUGAGCAGCCCCCCCGCUUACCCUGGCUUCAGGGUCUCGGGGUGCUGGACCCUUGGAGCGGAAGGCAGCAGCAGGAGCAGCAGCAACGCGGAGCCCGUGGGCAGGCUUCUCCCGCCUGUGGGCGCCGGGCGCCCGCCCCGGAAGCGCACCACCAGCCAGUGCAAGUCCGAGCCGCCGCUGCUGCGCACGAGCAAGCGCACCAUCUACACGGCAGGACGGCCGCCCUGGUAUAACGAGCACGGCACCCAGUCCAAGGAGGCCUUCGCCAUCGGCCUGGGAGGCGGCAGUGCUUCCGGGAAGACCACUGUGGCCAGAAUGAUCAUCGAGGCCCUGGACGUGCCCUGGGUGGUCUUGCUCUCCAUGGAUUCCUUCUACAAGGUGCUCACCAGGCAGCAGCAGGAGCAGGCCGCCCACAACAACUUCAACUUCGACCACCCUGAUGCCUUUGACUUCGACCUCAUCAUCUCCACCCUCAAGAAGCUGAAGCAGGGCAAGAGUGUCAAGGUGCCCAUCUACGAUUUCACCACCCACAGCCGGAAGAAGGACUGGAAAACGCUCUACGGUGCAAACGUCAUCAUUUUCGAGGGCAUCAUGGCCUUUGCUGACAAGACACUGCUGGAGCUCCUGGACAUGAAAAUCUUCGUGGACACGGACUCUGACAUCCGCCUCGUGCGGCGGCUGCGCCGUGACAUUAGCGAGCGGGGCCGGGCCAUCGAGGGUGUCAUCAAGCAGUACAACAAGUUCGUGAAGCCCGCCUUCGACCAGUACAUCCAGCCCACCAUGCGCCUGGCGGACAUUGUGGUGCCCCGGGGGAGCGGGAACGCAGUGGCCAUCGAUCUGAUCGUGCAGCACGUGCACAGCCAGCUGGAAGAGAGGAAGCUGCGCUGGGAUCUGGCCGCACUGGCCUCAGCGCACCAGUGCCACCCCCUGCCCCGGACGCUGAGUGUCCUCAAGAGCACGCCGCAGGUGCGGGGCAUGCACACCAUCAUCCGGGACCGGGAGACCAGCCGCGACGAGUUCAUCUUCUACUCGAAGAGGCUGAUGCGGCUGCUUAUCGAGCACGCGCUCUCCUUCCUGCCCUUCCAGGACUGCGUCGUGCAGACCCCGCAGGGCCAGGACUACUCGGGCAAGUGCUACGCGGGGAAGCAGAUCACAGGCGUGUCCAUCCUGCGGGCCGGCGAGACCAUGGAGCCUGCGCUGCGGGCCGUGUGCAAGGACGUGCGCAUCGGCACGAUCCUCAUCCAGACCAACCAGCUCACCGGGGAGCCCGAGCUCCACUACCUGCGGCUCCCCAAGGACAUCAGUGACGACCACGUGAUCCUGAUGGACUGCACAGUGUCCACUGGCGCGGCGGCUAUGAUGGCGGUGCGGGUGCUGCUGGACCACGACGUGCCCGAGGACAAGAUCUUCUUGCUGUCGCUGCUCAUGGCGGAGAUGGGUGUCCACUCGGUGGCCUACGCCUUCCCGCGCGUGAGGAUCAUCACCACGGCGGUGGACAAGCGCGUCAACGACCUCUUCCGCAUCAUCCCCGGCAUCGGGAACUUCGGCGACCGCUACUUCGGGACCGACGCCGUCCCCGAUGGCAGCGAUGAGGAGGAAGGGGGCUCUGCGGGGUAGCCGCCCUCCCCGCCCCCAGCCCCUCCUGCUUCCCCGGGGCUUACAGAGUAGAGACGUUAACGUAUUUUAAUCAAAAAACGUGUUACCGGUGUACCUUGUCUAAACAUUUUGUAAAAUAAAACUUGAAGCUGUGACUGGUUA
Messenger RNA from Physeter macrocephalus (sperm whale), 3240 nucleotides. It is a transcript of the gene UCKL1, whose product is annotated as uridine-cytidine kinase 1 like 1. The transcript is spliced from 15 exons. Gene Ontology annotation, molecular function: ATP binding; kinase activity. Gene Ontology annotation, cellular component: cytoplasm. Bases 1426 to 3099 code for a protein of 557 amino acids. Lineage: Eukaryota; Metazoa; Chordata; Mammalia; Artiodactyla; Physeteridae. The record is from RefSeq and is a predicted model, not a curated record.